Messenger RNA from Anoplophora glabripennis (Asian longhorned beetle), 1480 nucleotides. RefSeq names its product tubulin alpha-4 chain-like. Gene Ontology annotation, biological process: microtubule cytoskeleton organization; mitotic cell cycle. Gene Ontology annotation, molecular function: GTP binding; structural constituent of cytoskeleton. Bases 110 to 1468 code for a protein of 452 amino acids. NCBI's taxonomy places the organism in Eukaryota, Metazoa, Arthropoda, Insecta, Coleoptera, Cerambycidae. Gene Ontology annotation, cellular component: cytoplasm; microtubule. The record is from RefSeq and is a predicted model, not a curated record. The transcript has 5 exons.
UAACUAUUUGACAAACUUAAAAUUCAAAAAUUGUGGCGGAAUAAAAAUUUCCGUGGCAGUCCUUUCGUGGUAGAUAUACACCUCUAAAUUCCAGUUUUUCACCGGCAAAAUGAGGGAAUGUAUAUCCGUUCAUAUUGGCCAAGCUGGGGUCCAAAUAGGUAAUUCCACGUGGGAACUAUACUGCCUGGAACAUGGAAUACAACCAGAUGGUACUAUCAGCGUACAGAAGGAAGUUGCGUCUGACAAUUGCUAUGGAACAUUCUUUUCUGAAGUAGAAAAUGGGAAGUUAGUACCUAGAGCUGUGAUGGUAGACCUAGAACCUACCGUAGUCGAUGAAGUACGUACGGGCUACUACAAGAAACUCUACCAUCCAGAACAACUCAUAACGGGCAAGGAAGACGCAGCUAACAACUACGCCAGAGGCCACUACAGCAUUGGUAAGGAAAUGCUGAACAUUGUUAUGGAACGACUGUACAAGCUAGCGGAAAAUUGUCACGGAUUGCAAGGCUUCUUCGUUUUCCAUUCCUUUGGAGGCGGUACUGGCUCUGGAUUCUCAUCUCUGUUGAUGGAAAAGUUGUCGCAGGACUUUGGGAAGAAGAGCAAACUGGAAUUCGUGGUCUAUCCAGCUCCCCAGGUGUGCACGGCUGUAGUGGAGCCUUACAACUCGAUACUUACCACCCAUUCUACCUUGAGCCACUCAGACUGUGCCUUUAUGGUAGACAAUGAGGCCAUCUACGAUAUAUGUAGACGAAAGUUAGGCAUAGAACGACCCGAUUAUAUCAAUUUGAAUAGGCUCAUCAGCCAAGUGGUGUCAUCGAUUACAGCGUCUUUAAGGUUCGACGGUGCCCUUAAUGUAGACCUAACGGAAUUCCAGACCAAUUUGGUGCCUUAUCCGAGGAUACACUUCCCUCUGGCCUCCUACGCGCCUGUCGUGUCUUCUGAAAAGGCCUAUCACGAAGGAAUGUCGGUGGCAGAGAUAACCGCCGAGCUUUUCGAACCGACGAACCAGAUGGUGAAAUGCGAUCCCAGAGAAGGCAAAUACAUGGCGUGUUGCCUUCUCUACCGGGGCGACGUCGUGCCAAAAGACGUAAACGCGUCCAUAGCCCAGAUGAAGGCGAAGAGCAACGUAAGGUUCGUCGACUGGUGCCCCACGGGCUUCAAGGUGGGAAUAAACUACCAGCCGCCCACAGUGGUGGAAGGCGGCGACCUGGCAGGCGUCCAAAGGGCAGUCUGCAUGCUCUCCAACACCACAGCCAUAGAAUCGGCAUGGAAGAAACUGAACAAGAAGUUCGACUUGAUGUACGCCAAACGUGCCUUCGUUCACUGGUACAUCGGCGAGGGAAUGGAGGAAGGCGAGUUUGGAGAGGCGAGGGAGAACCUGGCGACGCUGGAGAAGGAUUACCAGGAAGUGGCGGCGGAAACUAUGGAUUUUGCCAGUUCGGAAGAACCCGAGGCGAAAACGGAUUGACGGGAUUGGAAA